Messenger RNA from Panicum hallii, 1501 nucleotides. RefSeq names its product glutathionyl-hydroquinone reductase YqjG-like. The record is from RefSeq and is a predicted model, not a curated record. Lineage: Eukaryota; Viridiplantae; Streptophyta; Magnoliopsida; Poales; Poaceae. Bases 57 to 1307 code for a protein of 416 amino acids. Gene Ontology annotation, cellular component: cytoplasm. Gene Ontology annotation, molecular function: glutathione transferase activity. The transcript is spliced from 6 exons.
UUGACCGGAGGCGAAGAUGAACCAUCCAACACAACCAUGAACCAUCCUCACUGUUCAUGGUCCGGGUCAUCGCGCAGCCCCCCACGAGAAAGCCGCGCCACCACUUCGCCGAGAUCCUGCAACAUCGCCCGGCACCGAAGCAUCCCACCUGCCCCCACUACAUGCACGCUGUUUUAUCAUCACACCAUCGCUUUACUUCACUCCAUAGAUUACCAACUCGCAUGCCCACUCUCGCCAUCCCUUCCUCUCUCCUGCUCACCCUCCGCCUCCUCGCCGCCCGGACGUUCUCCACCUCCGCCGCCUCCGGCUACUCCACCACCACCGUCAAGAUGGCGCGGUCGGCGCUGGACGAGGUCACCGAUACCGGCGCCUUCGACCGGUCGCCGUCCACCUUCCGGAGCUCCGUGUCCAGCGACGCCUCCGCCAGGUUCCCCGCCGUGCCGGGGCGGUACCACCUCUAUGUCUCCUACGCGUGCCCCUGGGCGUCCCGGUGCCUCGCCUUCCUCAAGCUCAAGGGCCUCGACCACGCCAUCGGCAUCACGGCCGUGAAGCCCAUCUUUGAGAGGACCAAGGAGACCGACGACCAUCUCGGGUGGGUGUUCCCCACCACCACAGACGAGGAACCCGGCGCCAAGCCGGACCCCUUCAACGGUGCUAAGAGUGUCAGGGAGCUCUACGAGAUUGCCAGCCCGAGCUAUGCCGGGAAGCCAAGUGUCCCCGUCCUCUGGGACAAGCAGCUGAAGACGGUGGUGAACAACGAGAGCUCCGAGAUCAUCCGGAUGUUCAACACCGAGUUCAACGACAUCGCCAGGAACCCAGGGCUGGACCUCUAUCCAGUUCUACUCCGGGCAUCCAUCGAUGACAUCAAUGAGCUGGUCUACGACGCCAUAAACAAUGGCGUGUACAAGUGUGGCUUUGCCAAGAAGCAGGGGCCAUAUGACGAGGCUGUGACAAGAUUAUAUGAGGCUCUGGACAAAUGCGAGGAGAUUCUUGGCAAGCAACGGUAUAUAUGUGACAACCAGCUGACGGAAGCUGAUAUUCGCCUAUUUGUGACCCUUAUACGAUUUGAUGAGGUUUACGCUGUUCACUUCAAAUGCAACAAGAAGCUCCUGAGGGAAUACCCAAACCUGUUUAACUACACCAAGGACAUCUACCAGAUCCCUGGCAUCAGCAGCACGGUGAACAUGGAGCACAUCAGGAAGCACUACUACGGAAGCCAUCCGUCUAUAAACCCCUACGGGAUUAUCCCAGCGGGCCCCAACAUCGACUACAAUGCCCCACAUGACAGGGAGAGGUUUGGCUCGUGAGGGAUCUUGUACUGUGCUGUGUUGUGCUUGAGAAUCUUGUGCUUGGUUGCGUCAAAGGCUGCAAGUAUCGCUAAUAACAUCUCUCUAUUUUUUUUCUUUUUGGAAUGUUUCGGUUUCUUGUUUGAGUGCGAGUCGGAACUUGUAAUGCCGGUAGCUUCAUGAUAAUAAAUCAACUGGAUUACAGGCUCUUUCUA